UGUACCUUCGAUAUCCGACGAAUUAAUCGUUAUUUACGUGAGUUGUACGGACGUUCGAUGUUUACUUAAUGAGCUCGUUAUUAAGCACAUUAUCAUCUGGGCAAGGAUCAUUUUCAUAAACGAAUGUACACGAUUAGCUUCUAUUCCAAGGAACGAACGUGUUCCUUUGAAAUGUUAAUUUACAAAUGUCCCAUUCUUCUUUGAUUAAUUGUUUAUUAAUUUGUCGCGCGUAAAUGAUCGACAGAUUUUCUUCGAGAUUGUUUUUUUAUUAUUGCUAUUUUCUCUCUUUAAACUUUCAUAUCUAGAUGGCACUGUGAGACAGUCUUUGGGUAGCAUCCUAACAGUGCACUCGAUAAUUACGUACUCGUACAGUAAAAUACAUCAUAGAGUCAGUCCUGGUUGUUCGUUCUGGGCGAACGACGGCAUCGAGGAAUGAAUCAAAACCAAUCGGGAAAAGUAGAAAUGGUGGAAGUGCUCUUGGAAGCGGGCGGACAGGAAGUGGCAGUCGCCGAAAGUGGUUCGAGAGCUGGCACCCCGACGGAGUAUGCGCCAACUGAUAUGCAAUCGCCCGUCGAAAACGUCGAGAAGCUUACGGCCAUACAGGAGUUUUACGAUGGCCAAUGUAUAUUCGUUACCGGCGGCACGGGCUUUCUCGGAAAAUUAUUAAUCGAGAAAUUGUUGAGGGGAUGUCCUGGUAUUUGUUGCAUUUACGUUCUGAUUCGUUCGAAAAAAGGAAAGGACGUGCUUCAACGCACGGAAGAACUGAUUGAAGAUCCGUUAUUUUCGACGCUGAGAGAGGAGCAACCAAAAUUCCAACAUCGCAUAGUAGCGAUCGAGGGCGAUUGCAUUUUGCCGGAUCUCGGUAUCUCGAUGACCGAUAGAGCUACAAUUAUACGCGAGGUCUCCAUUGUCUUUCAUGUCGCCGCGACCGUAAAAUUCAACGAGAAAAUUAAAUCGGCGACGGCUAUUAACGUUCGAAGCCUGAAGGAUUUGUUAAAUCUGUCAAAAGAAAUGCCGAAACUGAAGAGUUUCGUUCACGUAUCCACUGCUUUUGCAAAUUGCCUACAAAAUCCGAUCGAGGAGAGGUAUUACGAUCCACCGAUAGAUUCGGACAAGUUGAUCGAUCUGAUGGAUUGUUUGGACGAGAAAUUGCUCGACGAUAUUACACCGCAAUUACUUGGAAUAUGGCCAAAUACAUACGUUUAUACGAAAUCGGUCGCCGAGAACGUAGUAAAAAAGCAAGCCGGCUCGAUACCGAUUGGAAUAUUUCGUCCAGGAGUUGUGAUAUCCACCUAUCGGGAGCCCAUUCCAGGAUGGAUCGAUAAUAUGUACGGACCGAUAGGAAUCGUAGCGGGUGCUGGAAUGGGACUGAUACGAUCUCAUCAUUGCGAUGGAUCGCUAAAAGUUAACUUGGUACCCGGAGAUUUGACGAUCAAUGCGCUAAUCGCUAGUGCCUGGGACAUUGCCAAUAAUAAAAGAUCCAACGAAGAUACUCCUAUUUAUAAUUACAUAUCUAAGGAUAAUCCAAUUACCUACGACGAACUAAAAGACAUGUCUGCCAAGUACGGACUAUUAAUACCGACUAAAGAAUCAAUUUGGUAUUAUAGCUUUAGGAAUACGAAAUAUCGGCCGAUCCAUCUCUUCUACGUCUACUUUUUGCAUCUAUUACCGGCUCUUAUAAUCGAUACGGUCGCGUUGUGUAUGGGCAAGCAACCAAGAUUACUCAAAGUAUAUAAUAAAAUUCACAAAUUUAUGGAUGUACUCAGUCACUUUUCUAUAACCGAAUGGAAAUUUACGAACGAACGAUUGAACGAACUAACUAGGAAAUUAACGGCCGAAGAUCGUAAGUUGUUCCUCUGCGAUAUGAAAGAACUCGUUUGGGAUACUUAUUUUCAAAGCUACAUCCGAGGAAUAAGAAUAUAUAUUUUAAAAGAUCCCAUUGAAACAAUUCCACAAGCUCGUAUAAAAUGGCAAAGGCUUUACUGGAUGCAUCAGACGUUGAAACUUGUUAUCGCUUCUGUCUUUCUUAUUAUUACAUGGGCUUUACUUUCCAAAGUACUUGUAACAUUCGGAUACGCAGAAAUGAGCAGUACAUUCGAAUGUCCGAAGGAACAAAUUCGGGAUCGCGGGGGUAUUGAUAAAAUUGAUAUUGAAGAAAAGGAUGUGUUAGAAAUAGAAUGUUGCUUGAGCGAAUUAAAAAAUCACAUAUCGACGUUCAGUAUUCUUCGAAACUUGGUACCGUACUCGUAUCCGCCUCUGCUGCCUUUCCUCAAUAUCAUUGGACUUGAAUCAGGACAAGGAAUCGUAUCAAAAGAAAAAAAAAAGAAAAAAAAAAUGGAACUGUCCGAUUUGGGAGAGACAAAUAACAAUGAUAUCUCGGAGCUCAAGUUCGAUGAAAAGAAAACUCGGCGCGGGACACCGAUACAAGAAUUUUACGCUGGACAAAGGAUUUUAAUAACGGGUGGUACAGGCUUUUUAGGGAAAAUCUUGAUAGAGAAACUUUUGCAAAGUUGCCCUAACGUUGCUCGUCUUUACUUGCUGAUGCGACCAAAAAAGGGAAAAAAUACGCAAGCUCGGAUAGAAGAAUUGUUCCAGGAUCGUGUUUUUGAUCGAAUAAAGAGAGAGGUACCAAAGUAUCGCGACAAGAUCGUCGUCAUAUGCGGAGAUUGUAGCGUCGAGGAAUUAGGAAUUUCGGCCGAAGAUCGUAGGACGCUCAUAAACGAGGUGUCGAUAGUCUUUCACGUGGCAGCAACGGUCCGAUUCAACGAGAAACUGAAGCUCGCAACUAUCAUAAACGUUUGUAGUACCAAUGAUCUAUUGGAAUUGUGCAAAUCUAUGCCGAACCUGAAGGCAUUGGUUCACGUAUCGACGGCCUACGCGAAUUGCUUUGAAAAACGAAUCGAAGAACGCUUUUACAAUUAUUCCAUUAAUCACGAGGAACUCAUGAGAUUAACGAACGAAUUGUCGGAAGAAGAACUCGGGAAUAAGUUUCAGUGCAUCAAGAAAAUAUGGCCGAACACGUACACAUUCACAAAAGCUAUGGCGGAAAAUCUUAUAAGAGAGAAACACGGGAAUCUACCGAUAGGAAUAAUUCGACCUGCUAUAGUCAUAUCGACGGCUAACGAACCUACAGAAGGAUGGCUGGACAACAUUUAUGGACCAAACGGGAUUGCCGUUGCCGUUACAACCGGUAUUUUAAGGGUGAUGCAAUGCGAUGCCAAUAGCAUCGCCGAUAUAAUACCCGUCGAUAUCACCAUAAAUACCUUGAUCGUAUCCGCAUGGGACAUUUAUAUGCAAACAAAUAGAAAAGGAAAUGACGUGCUCAUAUAUAACGUCGUAGCAUCGGUGGAUGCACCUCUAACAUGGUACGAGUAUAAUAAAUGGACUUACCCUCACAUUGCUCACUAUCCACCGAGCUCUAUGUAUUGGUAUCCAACCAUCAUAACCACCAAAUAUAAGUCGCUCUACAAAUUCUUGUCUAUAUUCCUUCACUUAAUACCAGCGAUUCUCAUAGAUACAGCGUUAAUCUGCGUCGGCCAGAAGCCAAGGAUGCGAAAAAUAAUAGGAAAAAUUACCAACUUUUGCGAUAUCAUAUCGUUCUUCAGCACCGGAAAUUGGAUAUUUAACAAUGACAACGUACAAAACAUGUGGCAUAGAUUAAAUUCGAAGGAUCAACAACUUUUUAGAUUUAAUAUGACCAAUUUUGAUUGGAAGAUUUAUUUUCGAAAUUAUAUUAAAGGAAUACGCCUUUAUAUAUUCAAGGAAGAUCCAGAUAAUUUAGAGGACAGUAAAUUGAGGUGGAAAAGAUUGUAUUGGAUGCAUCAAGUCUUGAAAACAUUCAUCAUUUUAGGCAGCACUUGGACGAUUUGGAAAAUAUUUGAUAAAAUAUUUUCUUAACUCGAGCAGGCAGGUGCAUCGAUUGUGUGCGUCUUUUCACAUGGUCAAGAAUAAUGCGCGCGAUUUAGGAUUUAUAAUUUCCCAUAUAAAUAUUUCUUUUAAAGAAUGCCAAAGCAAAGAUACACGAACACAAAUAAACAAAAAAAAAAAAAAAAAAAAAAA
This is a messenger RNA of Vespa velutina, 4059 nucleotides long. RefSeq lists its product as uncharacterized. Gene Ontology annotation, biological process: long-chain fatty-acyl-CoA metabolic process. Gene Ontology annotation, cellular component: peroxisome. The coding region runs from base 433 to 3897 and encodes 1154 amino acids. Lineage: Eukaryota; Metazoa; Arthropoda; Insecta; Hymenoptera; Vespidae. The transcript is spliced from 21 exons. The record is from RefSeq and is a predicted model, not a curated record. Gene Ontology annotation, molecular function: alcohol-forming very long-chain fatty acyl-CoA reductase (NADP+) activity.